Molecule: messenger RNA, 1116 nt
Organism: Seminavis robusta
Lineage: Eukaryota; Bacillariophyta; Bacillariophyceae; Naviculales; Naviculaceae
Source: the annotation of a GenBank genome assembly
AUGUCGUCCCUAGCGGCGACCCAAGCCGAUGGCUACUACCUACCACCCGAGUACUUUGAAUCGGGUGCCUACCGCAAGCUGACUCGGAAUCAAUGGCAGGCCAAACAAUCGGGAGCCGCCAAGCCCAAGCAAAUUCCAGUGGUUCGUUUUGAACUACCGUGCAGUGGCAGUUGUACCGGAUGUGGGCAUUUUAUCUUGAAGGGAACCCGUUACAAUGCCGAGAAAAUCAAGACGGGUGAGAAGUAUUUGAGCUCCCCCAUUUGGGAGUUUCGAAUGAAAUGCCGCAAUUGUUGUGAGACGGUGUUUGCAAUUCGUACCAAUCCACAACUCCAUGGUUUUGAUUACUUGAAAGGAAUCCAAAAGCAGCAGAGACACAUCGAGGAACGGAAACGGCCACUUCCCACAAGCACCAAGAGUGAUUCUGAAGAAGAAGGGACAGAAAUACUGGACCGACUGGAAACAAUCGCUCGAGGAAAACGAAAAGCAAUGAGCGAGAUUGACCAGCUUCAAUCUUUGAAGCAGAACAGCGAACGAUGUUUUUUACAAGAUUCGGAUAUGAAUGCCACAAUUCGCGCUUCGUUUCGCGUGGAGCGGAAGGAUAGGAAAAGACAGAGAAAAGCUGCCGAAGCCCUGGGAUUUCGAGAAGGGAUUUCGCUGGCAGAUCAUUCUUUGGAGGAUGAAGUGACGGCACGACAAACCACCUUUGGAAAUUGCAGACGUUCCGAAAAGAAAAAGAUGAGCGAUGCUCGGAAAAAAUCCAUAUUUUCAACCAAAAAGAAAUCUUCCUCAGGUCGGAAAAAGGACCGUAGAAACUCUUCGGAACCAGUGGUACCCGAUGGGAUCCCAUCGUCAUCACCGUCUGUGGUCAUUUCUGCGACGCACAACACAACAUCAGCUACUACAUGUACUAGCCAUUCUACCGGUAGUAAGGAUGGCAGUGAGUCUUCGGAACAACAAAAUGAUCCAGGGACAGGCAACAUUCAAAAGAAGAUUUUGGUGGUCACUCAACAAAGAACGACUUUGAUGCCAUCAAAGAAAAUUGGGGCUGAGACUACAACCGGGAAUUGCGGAUCAGCAUUGGAUGCAUUGGCAGACUAUGGUUCCGAUAGCUCUUAA